GCAGCAUGCAACGUUGACAGGGAGACCCUGAGAUUGCGAAGUCGGACUCGGAAAGCAAGCACACAGCAGAUUAUCAUCCAUCACUACAGAGAAUGAUCUACUGAACAUUAAGUACUCGACGGGUUCAAUUUCAUCGGCCCGAAUUAGUCUGUUGAGCGUCUGCAGACUUGGAUGUUUGGUAACGAUUAUUGGAAUCACUUACUGCCAUUCCCCACUUCAUCGACAUCCCUCAUAAUUUUCACUCUUUGUAUCCUAUGUCUGCGAUAGAACGGCAUUCAAUUGGCGAACACAACUUUCUGACUGGUUCUCCUUCCGACGUGAUCUUGGACAUCUUUUGUCAUCUCGCUAUUGCGGACCUCCUAGCUGUACGAUGCACAUGCCGGAGGUUAUCCUGGCUCUCUACACUGAAAGUGCUCUGGCUCGAGAUACUUCAGCGAGAUAUUGUGGCGCACGCAUUGCCGAUGCCAUCCUACUGUCUCCCACUCGGCAUGUUGUCCGCCAAUCAAGUUGAAUGUUUAGUCAGACAUUUGUAUCAGGUGAACCGAAACGUGUGGCGGCCUUCAGAACCAUAUUACCGCACGAUUCAUUUGCCUUCAAAUCGUCCAAUCACCUGGGUCCGCCUUGUACUGGGACAAUGGGUGCUCAUAGCGUCCUCAGAUACCUCCUCUAGUAUUAUUGCUCUCUGGCAUCUCUCUUCUCUCCUUCAAGUUGGCAGAGAAUCUACUGUUUCUCCUGUUGCGCAGGCAUUUCUCGAUGGACCUGUCGAACAAGGUUUGGUCCAAGUUCAUCGUUACCACGGGGUCACUAUAGCCCUUUGCCUCAAGAAACGGAUCCCUUGUAUUUCCGUAAUGACCAUAGAGAAUCUGGGUCAAACUGCCGCUUUCCGACAGCUGACAACGAUACCGGAUGCAUCUCACCUUCGCUUCUUGCGCGGUUUCUACAUUGGAGUGGCUUUUUCUCAAAAUAUCAGUAUUCCGUCGGUACAUAACUGGAGGACUGGUGAUGUUGACUACCUGCAAACUAUUCCUGAUCUGAAGGGCGGGUAUAUCGACAUGGCCGCUCGUUCAAAUUGGAUUGCGGCCGUUUCACGCAUGCACCUUCAUAUUUACAUCCUGGAUUUUUUAGGUUCAGGCCGAUGCAAAUUUUGGCGUGGAUUAAACAUGCCGAUAGCUAUGUCGUCCGCAUGUUUCGAUGAGGGUUCAGUAUCAGUUGUGCCUUCGGUUGACGAGGAAUCGGAGAAGCUAUAUCUCUGCGUUGGGAAUCGUCGUGGUAUCCAUAUCUACGAGGUGGUCUGCCGCCCUCUAGAUGACCACCUGGAGCUCAUCCCGGUGUGGACGCAUAAUCUAGGUCUGGUGGCGCAAAAACAUGAAAGUCUCACCGUUCAACCUCGGUUCGGGGCAAGCCCUCACGUGAUUACAUGGCUCCGUGACUGCGUCGACUUGAGCUUUCUACCUACCUUUGUCGCUGCUCGAAUACCCACUCCUGACUCAGUCGUUGGUACAGGAGAUGUGAUCGAAAUCAGUGACCCUAAUUUACCUUCACUGUACUGCCAGCCAGUUAGAGACUUUGACGAGGCCCGAGGUGUUGCCAUCUUCGGCAAUGCAUUUGGGGAACUUGCUUUGAUCGAUUUCAGUGGUGUUGCCGGACGGAGUCAAGAGAUCCUUGAAUCCUGUUUCCAGCCGCUCAGUUUCCCUCCAUCCUUCGGGUGUGAUCUUCUCCCCACCGAGCCUGUACACUGUGUAUUCGCGCCUCCCUUCCCAUAUUGUGGUGGUGAUCUCUAUGACGAGCACAAGGAGUACCUCUUCGAGCUGUGGCGAGAGCACGAACCAGAGAAUAUUCCUGAAGGAUGGGACACAGAUUGGGAACUAUGGGGAGGAUGGGUAUGCUUUGUGAAUGGAUUCCAAUUCGCCGGGAUUGCCUCACUCCUAGAGAAUGCCUACCACUACUAUGGUCAAGUGAUCCCUCUUUUACAGCGUCCUUACGAUUACCUGAUUUUCGAAGCUGGAGGCUUUCUGUUUGUUCUUCGGGAGCAUGGGCUGGUGCCAUACAUCGCCUAUGAACUGAUUGCUCCCGAAGAGUUGGCCACGAUGAUCGAUGCAAACGACGGUUUGGCGUCCGCUCCUGUGACCAGGAUCCCGAAGUUGGACGAUACGAGGCAUCUUGAGCUUGGGAACACUCAGAGAAGGUGGGAAUACGAACGAGAACAUCAAAAGCGCAAUCGAUGGCAGGAGUUGGUCGAUCGUGGUGGUAAGGUUCAUUGGAGUUUGUUGGCGAAAGACAUACACUACAGACCGCGCAAGAACUCUCAAUAAAAUAUUCCAAACCAUCCUCCUAUAUAUCAACUCUCUGUACCUUGUAUAACAGUGAUUUGGUCUGUAUUGUGUUUAAUGUAUAUUCUGUACCCGGAAUCAUGGCCGACCAUCAACGAGGGAUAGGAAGAACGAACGUAUUCGUUGACCAUCUACGCCUCAGAGUAGAACCUAACUUGAGAUAUGAACUUCUAUUUGCUUCAUCAUUCAGAGGGCCGUUAUGGACCCAGACAAUGUUACAAAUAGAAGUAUACCUCAAGG
Somion occarium is the source of this 2570-nucleotide messenger RNA. Lineage: Eukaryota; Fungi; Basidiomycota; Agaricomycetes; Polyporales; Cerrenaceae. The record is from the annotation of a GenBank genome assembly.